CCGAGCCAACGUGAUGGCGUCGGCGUCGCGCGCUCCGCUUCCUGUUGUCAGAGGCUUGGAGGCCGCCGCGUCCCGCUGGCAGGCUGAGGGGCCGCUGCCGCCCGGAGCGCCCCCCGCCCAGCUCCCCGCUCCCUUCGAGCUGAUUGUAGAUCAGUCCCAACGCUGAACACAGCAGUUGUGAUGAGUACCAGAGGUGACGUUACUUGUUGUGAAGAGUAUGGGCCCUGGGGAGGCUGAGGCCUGGGUGUCAUGUGAUUCACUGGAGCUGCUGCAUGAGUGGAAAUGCUCUCAGUGGUGAAUGGACUGGACCCCCGGGCUACCAUCCCGGUCAUCAAGAAGAAGCUAGUGGGAUCCGUGAAGUCAUUGCAGAAGCAGUAUGUGUCCCUGGACACGGUGGUCACUAGUGAAGACGGAGACGCCAACACCAUGUGCAGUGCCCUGGAGGCCGUGUUUAUCCACGGCCUUCAUGCCAAGCACAUCCGAGCUGCAGCUGGAGGAAAGAAGAAGAAAUGUGCCCACCAGAAACCUCUGCCUCAGCCUGUCUUCUGGCCCCUUCUGAAAGCUGUCACCCACAAACACAUCAUCUCAGAAUUGGAGCAUCUGAUCUUUGUCAACACAGACGUGGGCCGCUGCCGGGCGUGGCUGCGGCUGGCCCUCAACGACGGCCUGAUGGAGUGCUACCUGAAACUGCUCCUCCAGGAGCAGGCCCGGCUGUGCGAGUACUAUCAGCCCACAGCCCUGCUUCGAGACGCCGAGGAGGGCGAGUUCCUCCUCAGCUUCCUGCAGGGGCUGACGUCCUUGUCCUUUGAACUCUCCUACAAGUCUGCCAUCUUAAAUGAGUGGACGCUCACCCCAUUGGCCCUCUCUGGGCUUUGCCCACUCUCUGAGCUUGACACUCUCACUACCUCUGGCGCGGAACUACAGCGAAAGGAGUCUCUGGAUUCAGUUUCCCAUUCCUCAGGUUUAGAGGACAUUGAAGUCCAGCACUCAGGCCAUAAGAUCCAGCAGAGUAGGAAGCUCACUGCCUCCUUGCUCAGCCUGGACACAGCCGGUUCAUCGCAGCUGUCCUGCAGCCUAAACUCUGAUAGCUGCCUACUCCAAGAGAAUGGCUCCAAGAGUCCAGACCAUUCCGAGGAGCCCAUGUCCUAUGACUCAGACCUGGGCAUAGCCAAUGCUGAUGAUUCAGACCGAUCUCUUCAAGAGGUGUUGUCGGAAUUCAGCAAAGCCCAGGUAAACUCUGUGCCAACCAACAGACUGAGCCAAGAAUUGGAGAUUCCCACGCUCCAAACCUUGCUGUCCCACCAUGGCCUCGACACCAACACACACCUACACUUUGAUGUGCCGGCAGAGCUCCUUCCUGCCCAAGCAUCCUCUGGGCCUCGCGAUGGUGGCUACAAGCAGCAGCUGCUUUCCCAGGUGCCUGGCACCCUGGAUUUGCAGCAGCCAGGCACUGCCCCAGCUGUCCCUGCAGGGAGCCAGGCCAGCAGCCUUCUAGUACCGGGAGAGACAACCAGAGCAGCCAGUCAAUGGAGUGGCCUGCAGAAGGCCCUGGAGGAUGACAGAGCUGGGCCGAAGCUUGUGGUUUCCUCACCCACCAGCCCGAAAAGCAAGAGCUGGAUCUCAGAAGAUGAUUUCUACCGGCCUCCCCAGGAGCAACCCCCAGAAAUGGCUUCAGAUCACUCAAUAGCAUCUUCCAGAGGGACUCCAGAGUCAAAGCCGGGUCUCCACAGGAAUUUUUCUCAAGGACCAAGAGAAAGCUUCUCCCUGGGGGCAUUAGACAAAGCACGUGUGCCUUCCCCAGGAAGCAGGAAAACGAAGGCAGCCCCGGCGCAGGAGCAUAAGAACUUCUGUGUGGUGCACCGGAGGCAGAUGGGGCUGUCCAACCCGUUCCGGGGGCUCGUGAAGCUGGGCACAGUAGAGCGGCGGGGCGUGAUGGGCAUCUGGAAGGAGCUCUUCUGCGAGCUCUCCCCGCUGGAGUUCCGCCUCUACCUGAGUGACGAGGAGCGCACCUGUGUGGAGAGCUGCUCCCUGCUGCGCUGCGAGUCCGUGGGGCCGGCCCACAGCGACGGCCGCUUCGAGCUGCUCUUCUCCGGCAAGAAGCUGGCGCUGCGUGCCUCGUCCCAGGAUGAAGCCGAGGACUGGCUGGACCGGGUGCGGGAGGCCCUGCAGAAGGUCCGGCCUCAGCAGGAGGACGAGUGGGUGAAUAUCCAGUACCCAGAGCAGCCUGAGGACCCCCCCGAGGCCCCGCAGGAUGGCUGCCCCUCUCACUCGGACCUGCUCUCGGAGCCUGCCACCCUCCAGGGCACACGGUUGGACUGGUCGUCCGCUCAGGUUCCAGAGCCAGACGCUAUUAAGGAGUCCCUUCUGUACCUGUGCACGGACAGGACCUGGGUGCCUUAUAUUUUUUCCCUGUCCUUGGAGUCUCUGAAAUGCUUCCGCGUGAGAAACAAUGAGAAGAUACUAAGUGACAGCCACGGAGUUGAGACCAUCCGAGAUAUCCUGCCGGACACAAGCCUCGGGGGCCCGUCGUUCUUCAAAAUCAUCACGGCCAAGGCCGUCCUGAAGCUGCAGGCCGGGGAUGCCGAGGAGGCCGCCCUGUGGAGGGACCUGGUCCGCAAGGUUCUGGCGUCCUACUUGGAGACGGCAGAGGAGGCAGUGACACUCGGCGGGAGUCUGGACGAAAGCUGUCAGGAGGUGCUGAAGUUUGCCACCCGGGAGAACGGCUUCCUGCUGCAGUACCUGGUGGCCAUCCCCACGGAGAAGGGCCUCGACUCCCAGGGCUGCUUCUGCGCAGGCUGCUCCCGGCAGAUCGGCUUCUCCUUUGUACGACCCAAGCUCUGUGCCUUCUCUGGCCUCUAUUACUGUGACAUCUGCCAUCAAGAUGAUGCCUCAGUGAUUCCAGCCAGGAUCAUCCACAAUUGGGACCUCACCAAGCGCCCGGUCUGCCGGCAGGCCCUAAAGUUCCUGACUCAUAUCCGGGCACAGCCUCUCAUCAACCUGCAGCGGGUGAACGCGUCUCUGUACGAGCAUGUGGAGCAGAUGCACCUUGUCGGGAGGAGCCGGGAGCAGCUGAAGCUUCUGGGGGAUUAUCUGAGCCUGUGCCGAAGUGGUGCCCUGAAGGAGCUAAGCAAGAGGCUUGACCGCAGGAAUUAUCUCUUGGAGUCUCCACACAAGUUCAGUGUUGCUGACCUCCAGCAGAUUGCAGAGGGGACAUAUGAAGGAUUCCUCAAGGCCCUGAUCGAAUUUGCCUCCCAGCACGUCUACCACUGUGACCUGUGCACCCAGCGUGGCUUCAUUUGCCAGAUCUGCCACCACCACGACAUCAUCUUCCCCUUUGAAUUUGACACCACAGUCAGGUGUGCUGAGUGCAAGACCGUCUUCCACCAGAGCUGCCAGGCUGUGGUGAAGAAGGGCUGCCCCCGCUGUGCCCGCCGGCGCAAGUACCAGGAACAGAACAUGCUCACCUAACCCUGAUCUCCCGACCCCACCAUGGAGGCCAGGGGGUCAGCUGCAGCUCAGACAUCCCAGCUGGGUCUGCUAUCAGCUCAGCUAUCCUGUAUCAGUGUCACAGCUGUCUCUUCUUGUCAGGAAGACCCUCAGUUGUGACCAGAGCACGGGCCUCCCAGAGAAAGCCCAGAAAGCCCCCCCUGAUGCCCCAUGGCCUCCCUACCACCCCUCUGCUCCAGGAGGCAGGGACACCUCCAGAUGCCCCCUGUCUGGGGGCAGAAGGGAGCCUUUCACUAAUCAGGCCCUGGCUCGCUCUGCUGUCAUGGCACCCCCAUUAGGGCUGUUCAGACACCGUGGAAACAAGACUUGGGGAACAUUUUCAAUUCUGCAUUCCUGAUUAAAAGGUCUAGUUUUUUAAGGUGGGUUUUUCCCCUUCAGAUUUCAACAGAAAAUAUUUUUUUAUUCUUGACCCUAUACCCGAGAAAUCCAGGCAUUCUCACCCUGAGCAGGUGUGCAGGAGCCACUCAGGCCUGGCCUGAAGUGGGCAGUGGCUGGGCGGGCGGGCCCCAGCUGGGACAGGUCCUGUUGGCUGGUCGGGGUGCCUUUCCUUCACCGGCACUGGGGCUGGCAGCUGAGUGCCAUGUGCCAAACCGCCCAUCAGGCCAGGCAGGGUCAGCCUGCUGACCGCCUUCCUCCUCUUCCGGUCUCCUCUUCACUCUCCGCCCGCAUCCGUGCUCCUCUCCUGGAUAGCCCAUCCCUCUCUCGGUGUCAGAGCCCCCUGGCUCUCCUUCAGCCUGGGAUCUUGGUCCCAGCAGAAGGGAAGUGACUUGAAACCAGCACUGUCAGCACUUUGCGCCUUCCUUGGUGCAGGGAAGGGUCGCUAUCUUGCCCAGCCCUCGUCCCCAUGCCCUCCUCUUUCCUCCACAGAUGGGCAGGCCCACCCCGGGUAGGCUGUCAGGGUACAGCCCCUCCCAACUGACCCUGCAAUGGCAGAGAUAGGCCGCACCCCAGAGAGGGCAGCGAGCCCAGGCCACGGGCCAGCCUCACGUGCCAUGACUACGGGCCCUGCACUGUGGAGAAGUGACCGGGUCCUCCCACUGCUGAGUUGCACUGGGCCAGGCAGAGACGCUACACUGCCAAAGCAUCCUCAGCCUCAGUCCCACAAAGCCGUUCAUUCCCAAAGCUUUGCUGGACUGGCCCAGCAGGGACGCUGCCAGAGAAUGGGAAAUUUCUUUGGAGUUGGAUUGCCUUUCAAAGGAGGUCUUGGGGAUGGGAUGGGCGCCUCAAAUUGUUUUUUGGGUUUUUUUAAAGAUGACCAGUAAGGGGAUCUUAAUGCUUGACUUGGUGUUGUCAGCACCACGCUCUCCCAAGUGAGCCACGGGCCGGCCCCUCAAAUUGUUUUCAGUGAUGUUUUAGACCCUUGAGGUUUGGGGGAAUAUGGGUGUGGUCUCUCUGCUGCAUCCCCCACUUCUCCUGUGCCCAGCAGGCCCCCUCAGCCCUGGUAUCUUCUGGCCAUCUUACCUGGCAGAAUCUGCCUAUCACUAUCAAGAGGUGAACAUACCCCACCCUUCCCUUGGGUGACUUGGCUGCUGACUCACCCUCCCGGCCCUGUGUGAAUUGUGCAAUAGGACAGGGGAGGUAGUGGCAGGCAGUUGAGGCUGCCACACAGCUUCUCUAGCCCCAUGAUGGAUGAUGGGGCCCUCCGUGUCUGGUAUGCCAAAGCCACCUCAACCGAGAUGUGGGUCCUUAUCCCCAGCCCACCACCCAUAGCCAGCAUUAACCACCACAGACACAGCCAGGUCAAAGCCAUAGUUGCUCCAGAUCCCUGAGUGGGCAGGUAACUGCCUGGGGUGGGCCUGUGAGAACACUCCAGAAGGUGCCCUAGGAGGCAGCAGGAGUAAGGCCCUGGUUGGUGGGGCCUCCGCCCAGCCCCAGGAUUGUUAGCAUUAGAGCUGGCCCCUUCCCCCUACCAAAAAGCUGCUAAUGCUUUCAGAUGAUUUGACUUGUAUCCUCCUCACCUCCAGUGGAAAGCUGAUGUGAACCUCAGUAGUGCCCACACUAUUUUAGAAAUGCUAUUUUAUGCAAUAAACUGUUUCUAGCAAGUGGA
Cynocephalus volans (Philippine flying lemur) is the source of this 5554-nucleotide messenger RNA. Its product is annotated as putative pleckstrin homology domain-containing family M member 1P. NCBI's taxonomy places the organism in Eukaryota, Metazoa, Chordata, Mammalia, Dermoptera, Cynocephalidae. The record is from RefSeq and is a predicted model, not a curated record. The transcript is spliced from 13 exons. The coding region runs from base 283 to 3468 and encodes 1061 amino acids.